AAACGGAUGUGAUUUUUAAGAAUUUUUAUAUUGUAUGACUGAUAAUAAAUACAAGGUUUGAGGUUAAGUUCUAGUUUGAACUUGUUCAUCUGCACGGUUAGAGAGUUUGUAAAGAAACGUAUGACUUCAACAAAUAAAAAUGAAACAUACAUUGUUCAAUCGUCCUUUCCUACAAGUAAGUUUUUACUGUCGGAGAUUACGUUAUUGUACUUCUACCGCAACUGCAACGGAAUGCAACAAUAAAAGACUAACAGAUUUUCCUGCAACUUUUAAGCCAAAGGAUGUAGCAAAAGGCUGGUAUGACGUCUGGCAAUGUAACAAGUACUUUGCCUCAUCUAGGAUAACAAAGAGAACGAGCAACAAUGCACAAGAUGAAAAGGAAGCCAGAGAAACUUUUAGUAUGAUUUUACCACCACCUAAUAUUACAGGAAUAUUACAUCUGGGUCAUGCACUUACCGUUACAAUCCAAGAUGUUCUGGCGAGAUGGCACAGAAUGAAGGGUCAUCCAGUGUUGUGGAUACCGGGUCUGGACCAUGCAGGAAUUGCAACACAGGCGAUAGUGGAACGUACAUUGCGGAAUACGCGCAAUGUUACGCGACAAGACGUGGGCCGUGCCGAGUUCACGCAAUUAAUCUGGCAGUGGAAGGCGGAAAAAGCCGCGGUUAUUAAGGAGCAGUUGAAAGCCCUUGGCGCUACGCUCGAUUGGGACAGAGAAUACUUCACCAUCGAUGAAAGUCAUAGUGCGGCAGUGACAGAAACGUUCGUACGGCUAAACGAGAGAAAUCUGUUAUACAGAGCCAGAGACCUUGUUAAUUGGUCGCCAGCUCUGCGCAGCACAAUCUCAGAAAUCGAAGUCGAGGACUUUGUGGUGAACGGUAAGACGCGACUCCAGUUACCCGGCUAUAAUACCAAGAUCACUUUCGGCCAGUUAAUCAAGCUAGCAUAUCCAAUCAAAGAUUCGAAGGAGGAACUGAUAGUUGCCACAACUAGGCCUGAGACCAUUUUUGGAGAUGUGGCGAUUGCUGUGCAUCCAAACGACGAUAGAUAUUCGAGAUACAUUGGUCAGCACGUUUUACACCCCAUAAGAGAGACUUGUAUACCCAUCAUAGCCGACUCUUCGGUCAAGAGAGAAUUUGGCACCGGUGCAGUGAAAAUUACACCGGCGCACGAUCGCUUAGAUUACAGCAUCGCCAUAAAACAUGACUUGCCACUUAUUAGUGUUAUUGGUGAAGAUGGCAACAUGACGGAUGCGUGCAAGGAAUUCAAGGGAGUCCCGAGAUUCAUUACACGGAUAAAACUAAUGAAUCAACUAUCGGCACGAGGUAUGGUGAGAGGUGUGGAAGAUAAUCACCGAAUGAUACUGCCACUAUGUUCGCGUACACAUGAUGUGAUUGAGUACUUGCCAAAGGAACAGUGGUUCUUGCGCUGUGAGACAAUGGCUAAGCAGGCCUGUGAAGCUGUUGCGAAUGGUAAACUCAAAAUCGAUCCAAGCGAUGACGACAUUCACGAACAAAUGUGGUACAAGUGGCUCGGAAAUCCUAGGGACUGGUGCGUGUCGAGGCAGUUAUGGUGGGGUCAUCGCAUACCAGCGUAUUCUGUAAUUCAUGCUGAUGGUAAAGACGAGGAUGGCGAUAGUGAUAUUUUUUCAACCAGUAGCAACAGUACCACUUCGUGGAUAAUCGCACGAUCCGAAGAAGAAGCGUAUUCUCUCGCACGAGAGAAAUACGGAGAUACAGUGAGUUUACGUCAGGAUCCAGAUGUCCUAGAUACAUGGUUUUCCUCGUCAAUUGUGCCAUUCGCUACGCUUGGCUGGCCGAAAAAUACGGAGGAUAUGGCAAGACACUAUCCGCUAACACUGAUGGAAACAGGCCAUGAUAUUCUCGUGUUUUGGGUAGCGAGGAUGGUGAUGCUAAGUCUGGAAUUGACACAGCGUUUGCCUUUUAAACAAGUUCUACUUCAUGGUGUCUUGUGUGACGGCAACGGCAAGAAAAUGUCUAAGAGCUCUGGCAAUGUUAUCUCGCCUGAAAACAUUAUCAAUGGUUGUACCUUUGAGGAAUUGAACGAGCAAGCAAGACGCAGUCACACGGCUGGUAUUCUUAGCGCCGAAGAAUUACAGCGAACAUUACGUGUUAAUUCAAAAACGUACUCGGCGGGAAUACCAGAUUGCGGUGUCGAUGCCUUGAGACUAUCAUUAUGUGCACGUAAUAUUAAGAGUCACACCAUCAGUUUUGAUGUGGAUGAUUGUCGAACAAGCAAGUACUUUUGCAACAAGAUCUGGCAGGCAAGCAAAUACGUCUUGCUGAUGACAAAGGAAGAUGAACAACACGAAAAUAAUGGAAAGGAGAAUGAUCUCGAUCGAUGGAUUCUGAGUCGAUUAUCGUGGAUGGUGGAAAUGGUGAAUGAUGCGUUUGCCGAGCGAAAUUUUCAUAAAGCGAUCGCUGCGAUUCGCCAAUUUUUGCACUAUGAAUUUUGCGAUUUCUAUGUGGAGGGUACAAAAUUUGGGUUCAAAGAUGGUAAUUCCGCUGGGCAUUCCAACACUCUUGCAAAAUGUUUGGAAGUGUCAUUACGCAUCCUCUCACCUGUCACACCUUACUUAUCGGACGAUUUAUAUCUGAGACUUGCCAAGAAGGGGCUUCCAGGAUUUCUGUCAGUCGCCUCGUUGCUUGAGACUUCCUAUCCGAUGCCAUGCGAGUUCGAGCAUCUGAGAAAUGUUGAGUUGGAGGAAAGGAUGUGUGAACUCAUAGAUGUGAUAAAUGCGAUUAGAAGCUGCAUGGCGAAUGUGAGCAAGAAGUCUAAUCCAGAAGUUAAUAUUUUGGUUGGAAAUAUGCGCGACUAUCAUUUUUAUCUGGAGAAUGUGAACCUGAUCAAAGGAGUAAGCCGAGUCUGGAACGUCCGUGUAACGGAAUCGGCGAGUGAUGAUAAUUUUAAUAGGAUGAUGACAACGACGAAUGACAAUAAUUUCGACGGUGGCAGUAUUUGUACCAUCCAAUACAUGCAUACAAACAAUUGCUCGUUACUUAUUACAGUCAUGGAUACAUCGGUAUUGGAACAAGUUAAGAAGAAUAUUGCGAAGAAGAAUAACUCAGGAGUGCACUAAGAAGAAGAAAGCCAAAUAGUACGUGCAACAUUAUAAUUUCCAUUUACUCAUGUCCCUCUCUGUAAAUAAUGUAAUUAUUAUAUGUAUAAAUAAAAAAAGAACUAUUCAUACA
Vollenhovia emeryi is the source of this 3209-nucleotide messenger RNA. RefSeq names its product valine--tRNA ligase-like (gene ValRS-m). Gene Ontology annotation, cellular component: cytosol. NCBI's taxonomy places the organism in Eukaryota, Metazoa, Arthropoda, Insecta, Hymenoptera, Formicidae. The coding region runs from base 140 to 3097 and encodes 985 amino acids. The transcript has 17 exons. Gene Ontology annotation, molecular function: ATP binding; valine-tRNA ligase activity; aminoacyl-tRNA deacylase activity. The record is from RefSeq and is a predicted model, not a curated record. Gene Ontology annotation, biological process: valyl-tRNA aminoacylation.